ACUGUCUCCCAUGGGAGGGACCCCAUGCUGGAGCAGGGGAAGAGUGUGAGGAGGAGGGAGCAGCAGAGAUGAAGUGUUACGAACUGACCGCAACCUCCGUUGUCUAUCCCCCUGUGCUGCUUGGGGAGAGGAGACAGAAGAGUUGGGAGUGAAGCUGAGCCUGGGGAGAAGGAAGAGAGGUGGGGGAAGGUGUUUUUAGUUUUAUUCUUCUUUCUUUCUAUCCUACUCUGUUAUUUAUUGGCAGUAAAUUAAAUUAAUCUGCUCAAAGUCGAGUGUUUCGGAUGGUGGUUGGUGAAUGAUCUCCCUGUCCUUACUUCAGCCCACAAGCUUUUCAUCUUACUUUCUCCCCCAUCUUACUGAGGGGGGGGGGGGGGUGAGAGAGCAGCUGGGUGGGUGUCUGAUCAACCCACCACAAUGCCAAAAUAGACAGAACUGUGCAGUACAUCCAUGUAGAUUUUUUUCCCUUCUGAGGGUAAAAUAAUGUUAGAAGAUGAGUUUUUGAAAUGAGUUUUGGAAGAUCAGAAGCAGACAAUUCAGCAGUUCUCAUUUGAAAUACAGUAGUAAUCUGCUGAAUCAGUUAUGUGGACAUAGUUAUUUGCUUAGGCUGAAGAUGUGUAAUACUAAUAAUCCAUUGUUGUGGCGGUGGUGUUGCUUCAAUCUAAACCAUUUCCUGGCAAAAGUAGAUUUAUUCAUUAUACAGUUAACCCUAGUUUCAUUGGGGUUAAAAGCUUAGGCAAAGGAAUCACCAAGGAAGGUGGUUGGAUGGCAUUGUUUAAAAUUCUUGAAUCUCUGGUAAACAGUGAAGUUGAGCUAGAUUUAGAAAUGAUUGCCAUAUUGAGCAAGAAGACAUCAUGCCGGCACCGAGCUGUCUGUGCCUGCCCUUUCCUGUGGGAUCCUUGCCUGUAGACCUUUGGUUCUGAGCGGUGUUUGUGGUUUGAUUCAUGAACUGGGGGUGAUGGUAGGCAGGAGAAGCUGGCAACUGAGUUUCCUUUGCAGCAUUGGGCAUUCUUGUGGAAGGACGAUGGCAGUGACAGAGACUGUCGUGGUACCAUGAACCUCAGGAGAGGUUUUCUGAACUGGUAAUGUAACGGUGAGUUCAGAUCAAUCCUCACUGAUGGCAGUUUGUCUUCCCAUGCCCUUAAAUGGCUUUACUGGCAGUUCUGUAUAGCAGCAUUCUCUGCUUUUCCCUUUGUAAAUAAAUCAAAUAGUGAUACUGCCCAAACAGCUUUCCUCAGGUGUUUCACUGUGCAAUGCCUAAAAAACUGUUGUGCUCAUGGGAACAGCCGUUUUCUCCUAUCUAGAUACAGUUUUAUAGCUUCCUAAGAUCAAGAAUAGAAUCCAUGAUCUUCUUUUCCUGUUUCCUAUUGAUACCAAGAAAACACUGUGCUUUUGUAAGUUGACCAGAAAACCAUAGUCAAGUCUUCUGAGAGAGACUGACGCCUGUGAAAGCUAUGGUACUGACCUUCAAGGCCAAACAAUGAAGGGGUUAGCCAGGAAUUACAAGGCAACAGUGUUCAGUCUGUUCAGAAUAUGCAGCAGUACAGGUGUGUUAAACAGUAGAAUCACAACAAAGACCCCCCCUGGUGACAAGCUGAGAUGGCACAUCAAAAUGCAGGAGUGUCACAUUUCAGUCUCCUCCUGCGUGUCUUCCUCUGAAGUAUCACACUGUGCUGCAGGAUCCAACUGAGAGACCGAGAGAUGAAUCACAGGGCUGGGAGGAGGUGAGGUGGAAACAUCAGUAAGCAGGAGGAUGGCCAUGUCACAGGUAGUAUCUGUUUCUUCAGAUAACUAAGAGUGUCUAAGAAAAACCUAGCCUUUUUUUUUAGGAAGCUUUUUGUUGCUCCUUUCAAAGAUGCUCUUUGCAGUUGGCAGGCUGUGCUGUUACUGUUUGUUAAUGAGUUGGUGUUGCCAUGGGUUGGACUGUCUAUUAUGCAGUACCUUUCAGAUGAUCAGAAAAUACUAAGCCAUAUCCUAAUCUCUUACUCUUCUCUGGAAGGCUGAUGCAACCAGCAGCAGUGUUUGCAAUGCAGUUUAUCCUUUCUGAUUCUUAGGCAAGUUGUAAUUCAUCUUCGCUGACAGCAGGAAGAUAAACUGUGUGAGUUGAACUGUAUAUAAAACCUGGCUAAGGAAACACCUCAAAUCAGAUGUUGUAAGCUCAACUGUCAGUCAUGAAAGUCUCACACACACACGCACGCACAAAAAUGCCUUUCAUGGCUGGCACUCAUCGUAUUGUUGCAUACACGGAAGGGAUAUAACAGUGGAGUAUACUUCAGUUGUAUGGGGCAAAUCCAGAAAUCAUUUCAACUACUGUUAACUAAAAUUCCACCAUAUGCUAAACUUGAAAACACUCUCAGAGCAGAGAACACACACCCUCCAUGUUUCAAAGAGUCAAAACUUGCCGAAGAUGUCAAAGAAAGUGAAGACUUCCAUUUCGUCCUGCCUCUACCCUCCCACCGUCCUGCUGACUUGCUAAAAAACCAACAAAACUGGUAGUACAAAGUGUUUUCUGAAAUAACACUUGUAUCACUGACUCCUAUCUAGAUUUAUGUUUGUAUUUCAGGCUUCAGGGGAGCUUUUUAUGAGAUGUAUUAUUUCAAGCACAAUGGUUAAGCACAGUACAAGUGUAUUACAAUCUUUUGUAAAAUGUAAUUUAAGCUAAAAGGCAAACAGUUAUUAAUCUUAUAUUGGCACACUUUCAAGUUUUGGCUAUAUGCCAGGGAUUCCUGCAGGCUUGGUACCUAGAAUAUAAAAUGCAUUUAAAUACAGAUUGUUGGGAAUGGGGUUUGAGGUGCAAGUAAUAAAUUGUCCUUCAUUUAUCUGAUAAGGAAAAAAACAAGUACCUACUCUAAAGUUUUCAGUAGUGUAUUGGUAUGUGAGAUUUAUUCUGAUACUGUUCUGCUGAAUGAUAUAGUUGAGGCAGCUUUUGUUGUUGGUUUUAGUAACAAAAUCAAUUGCUUUGCAAAAUUUUUAAAAGCUUCUUUAGGGGGAACUUGAGGUUGCUUUUUUUUUUUUUGACUAUGUAUGUUUGCUUGACAGUGGCUCAGGAUUGCAGUGUAAUCUAAACUGUGUCCUUUAUUAUUGGACAUAGUAAUAAAAUUUUACAUAGAUCAUUAUUCAGGUUCCUUAUUUUUCACGCUAUUUUAUAGUGAGUUAACUUUAACUUUUUUUCAGAGAAGCAAGAGAAGAGUUUUUGAUUCUGCAGUAGUUUCAGUGCCAGUGUACUUGCUUUGUCCCAUCUUGCUGCCGCUUAAGUAUUAGAGCAGAGGGAUUUGAUGGAAAAAGGGGCUGUAAGUCUACAUAGUAUUAUCAAUGGUAAUCAUUCAAGAAAUAGAAAGAAACCGUAUGAAGAAAUUAUUACCAUUACGAGUAGUAGAAAUAUGUGCUAAUAAAACCUGAAUUCCUGUGGAAAAAUCCAUAGUGUCCCUUCUCCUGCUACGUGAUCGUUACCAGCUGUCCCUUGUGUUUCCUACCUGCCUGACUGGGUAGAUGGCUGCAUGAAUGCCUCAUUCGUAGCUGUGUGUGCAGACUGGCCAGCUGGCUUGUUUUGGUUUUGGGUGUUUUGUGUUGUUUAAGAGAAUAAGGGAAUUAAUUAUGACUCUGUGAGAAGUAGUCCUUAUAAAUUUGGCUUCUUCUGUAACCAGACACGAACUUCAACAAAAAAUGUGGGAAUUCAGUAUCUCAUCUUCUUUUUGUUUAAUUUGGUUGGAGUUGACAGAGACUCUGAGGUUAAUAGCCAAUGGGAAAUUAAUAAACUGGCUGUGUCAUUGUAAAUUGUAGGUCUUUUUUCCUAGAAUUCCAAAACACUUGCACAUCAGCCUCCCGAUUAGGUAUUUUUAAUCCUGAUGCUUUCUGAAUAUGAAAGGCUUAGUUUAAGAAAUUGAAGCCUUAUCUUCAUCCACAUAUAUGAGGAAUAUUUUACUAUGUGUCACCGUGAAUGUUUGGUUACGUGAUCAAGCUCCUCUGCACAGCCCCAAGGGAGCCUGGAGAGGCAAUGGCAGGAGGGGGAGCCCAAACAGUACCCUGCGAGGCUGCUUCCAAGCCUUUCCCUGGAGCCAGCCCAUCACAGGCCCAUCUGUGCAGCCCCAGAGGAGCACAGGGGCACAGGUGGGAACCCAAACCAAGGACCCCGAGAAAUGAGCACCCUCUCCAGGGCAGUCCCAGCAAAGCCUCUGCCCAGUGUCCCGUCAUAUUAAGGGUGUUGCUGCCCACUGCUGGGACACGUGGGCUGCAGGGGAAAGCCAGUUUGGGAUCCCACAGGACUUACUAUGUGAUGUUUAGGGGAGGAACCAAAAGUGGGGCAAAGGAGGAGUUUAGGGGAUUUGGGGCGGAACAAGUGUUGAAAUAUAGAGGGGUAAGGGGAUGAAAAGGACUGGCUGCAUGUAGGCAGUUGGCUGGUCACUGUGCUUGCCUGGCCAUGCCCUGCACCUGAUCAGCGCAGUGUGUCCUGCUCCUUAUUAAAUUCCAUUUUGGCUCUGUCCUGGGUGAGGGCUCUCUGGUUGGUGUGAGUGCAGCCACAGGGCACAUUGGAGCAAGCGCGGGUGAGUGAAGAUCAACUGCGUGAGCUAGUGAAGUGACCUGGAAGCAAGGGGGUCUGUGGGUCCCUAAGGGCAGCUCUGGUGUGAGAGUGCCUGUGUCUAUAGGGGCAAGAACAUGGCAGGGUCAGAUGUGGGACCAGGGGAGUCCCAGUUGGCUCCAUGUACCUGUGACAGUCUGUACUAGCAACUGGAGCCAGGCUGUGGCCUCAGGGACUCGUAUGUCUGCAGACUGGGGAUGGGGAGACUGGGACCCAGGGGACAGCUACUGGGAGAGCCAGCUGCUGGAGGGGUCCGCCUUGUACGCCUGUAUGCCUGUUCUUGCUGGUGGACUUCCAUCUUGCACAGCCAGAGAGAGCAGGACGAGGCCUCUGGUGCUACCUGUGUUUGUGUGAGUGCCGAGUGUCUCUCGUUGCAUAUACGUGUGCUCUGUGCACUGGAGCCUGCUGCGAAUGCAUCUUCUCCCAUUCUCCUGCUGGGGCGUGGGGAUGUUUAGCAGGAGCAGCCUUGCCUCUCUUGGGCUGUUGGAUCUGCUGUGAUAUGUUUUCCUCUAGCAGUGAAGAGGCAAGUUAAGUAUUUAAAUAUCUACUGAGCACACUUUCUAUUCAAAGGUUAAUUAUCUUUUUAAGCGUGUAAUCAAAAUGCCAGGGAGAAAAUGCUUCCUUACUAAUUUCUAUUAAAUCAAUCUUACAUUAAAAAAAUCCAUAGUUCUCCUAAAAGUCUUCUGAAAAUACCAAAGCAAGCUGUAAAAUUGAAAGUCAGAGAGGUAAGUGCAUAUAAAAGUACACCUCCAGUGACCUGUGGUUUAGUGCCUUCCCCAGGUAGAAGUGGCAUCUGAAUAUUUAAUAGCUCUCAAUUGUUGUGUUUUUUUGAUGAAUCUAUGUAAUGGCUGUUGAAUUCAUGUGUACUUGCCCACGGCAGGGAGUUCUAUAGCUUUACUGCGUUAUGUGAAGGAGUGUUUCUUUGAUUCUGACCCUGCUGGUUUCAUUUCAUAGGCCUUAGUCCAUGGACAUGCAGAACAGUUGUUUUCCAGUCAGGAUUUUGUAGAUGGUUCUUCAUUGCUUGCCCUUAGAACUUUCCUGGCUCUGACUAUUUGUAUUUAUAGUAAAACUACUUGCAGCUAAACAAUUUGGUAUAUUUUCUUUUCGCUUGUGGUCAUUUGUUUGAUUAUAAAGCUAAGCUGUUAUCUUUCCUGCUGCUCUCCAAAAGGCUGCUGGACUCAGUGUCUGCUGUUUGUACCACUGAUGUCCCACUGACUAGUUCUGAUUCAGCGGAAGAUUUCAUCUAACAUUCCCUGGGUUCCCAGGAUGUGAACUGGAGCUGGCUGUGAGCCUCCUGAAGGCUGCAGAGACUGGCUACUGAAACCACUUGCUAUUCAGUUGGGAGCAUCACUGUCCAUCAUCUGAAUAGGCAUUCACACACCAUGUGAUGGGAUGCCACCCAUCAGAUGCUGGAGAUGUUGGGUCAUUUGGUAGGGGAAUGAUGGGGAUGUGCAGCCCACGGGUGGUUCAGGGGAGUCCUUACGGCUAGCUGUUGCUGAAAGGCGAGGUAUCACUGAAGCAGGAGGGGAAGACAGACUGAAUGUGCGUAUCCAGAAAUACGCCACUCAUAUAUUUUGGUGUCGACUUAGAUGCAUUGCAUGUAUUUAGUAACCUGAAGUAGCUGGUAUGUCACCGAACGUGGUAUGUGGGUAGUAUGCAGUAUAUACAACUGAAAUCGAGUUUUAUAAUUUUCAGUUGAUCUUGUAUGAGAUCUCAACUUCACUGUGGGGUCUGUGUUUGUUCAUUCUGGUUCAAGGACUUUAGCCCUUACGGUGUAGUAAAAGUUAAAUACCAAGCCAAAUUAAUGUUACUUGAAGCAAAACUGGGGUUUGUCUUGUUCGAGGUGCACGAAGGAUGCAAUCACUUUUGGUGACUGUAAGCAAGGACUCUCUCUGAAUUCUGAAAUCCCAAAUCAUUGCUCAAAACAAUGACUCUUGCCUGUUUUCUGUAGUUCAAAUACAUAUUGCUGCCUGGGCAGAAAUACCUUGGACCAUCGCUGUAACCCAUCUUCCUUUCUGGAGUCCAGCUCAAUCUUUUUACUGAUGUGAGACCCUGUCCUCAUGUUGUUUGGUGUUUUCCACCUCCAGUCUUCUCUGGGCAUUGGUUUGAAUGCGUUAUUACAUACCCUGCUGAAGUACACCACCUGCUGGGAUUGGCUUGAUAAAGGCAAUGCAUGAGCUCUCAAGUAUUUUUUAUCUUCUACAGUGCGUUUCGUAAAAUGACCUAAAGCAGUGCACAGAUUGGGAACUGUUUGGGUGCUUGUGAACAGCUUGCUUCUGACAACCCUCGAAGCUGGAGCAGUCUCUGCUGGGCCCUGUGCUUUCUGAAAAAAAGAAUGGCUCCUGAACUAAUUAAAAAAAAGUGUAUUCUUUAUAAAAGAGAAUCAAGAACCCUUCCACUUUCCCUUGACAUGUUAAUGGUGAUAAUCCAAGGCUGGGGAACAUUGCAGAUGUACUUUCCUAGUUUAAGCUGAGCUGCUGCCGGAAGCCCACAGAUCUUUAUAAUUCUACAGCUGCCUGCUUACGUAUGUGAUCAUGGAUUUUCCAGGACACUUUGAGCAAAUCUUUCAGCAGCUAAACUACCAGAGGCUUCAUGGCCAGCUUUGUGACUGUGUCAUUGUGGUGGGAAACAGGCAUUUCAAAGCCCAUCGCUCUGUUUUGGCAGCAUGUAGCACACAUUUCCGAGCUCUAUUUACUGUAGCGGAAGGAGAUCAGACUAUGAAUAUGAUUCAGCUGGACAGCGAAGUGGUGACAGCAGAAGCUUUUGCUGCUCUGAUAGACAUGAUGUAUACUUCCACACUAAUGCUUGGGGAGAGCAAUGUUAUGGAUGUCUUGCUGGCUGCUUCUCACUUGCAUUUGAACUCUGUUGUUAAAGCCUGCAAACACUACCUUACUACCAGGACGCUGCCGAUGUCUCCACCGAGUGAUAGAGUUCAAGAGCAAAAUGCACGCAUGCAGAGGUCUUUCAUGCUCCAGCAGCUUGGACUGAGCAUCGUGAGCUCUGCCUUAAAUUCCACUCAGAACACAGAGGAACAACCAAAUACUAUGAGCUCCUCGAUGAGAAGUAACAUCGAGCAGCGCACUACUUUUCCUAUCCGUCGUCUCCACAAACGUAAACAGUCUUCUGAAGAUCGGGCCAGACAGCGCAUCAGGCCUACCAUGGAUGAGUCUGUUUCUGAUGUGGCUGCAGAGAGCGGGCAGUCAGUAGUUCAUUCACGGGAAGAUUUCUUCUCGCCAGAUUCACUGAAGAUUGUGGACAACUCUAAGGCCGAUGCUGUUGCUGAUAACCAGGAGGAUAAUACUAUUAUGUUUGAUCAGUCUUUCAGUGCUCAGGAAGAUGCUCAAGUGCCCAGCCAGUCUGACAACAGCGGAGGAAACAUUUCACAAAUGUCCAUGGCAUCCCAGGCAACGCAGGUGGAAACCAGCUUUGACCAGGAUGCUGCUUCUGAGAAGAACAACUUCCCAUGUGAGAAUCCAGAGGUCAGUCUGAAUGAAAAAGAGCACAUGAGGGUGGUGGUGAAGUCUGAACCCUUGAGUUCUCCAGAGCCUCAAGACGAGGUGAGCGAUGUCACUUCCCAAGCGGAGGGCAGCGAGUCUGUUGAAGUGGAAGGAGGAGUAGUGAGUGCAGAGAAGAUAGAACUGAGUCCCGAGAGCAGUGAUCGGAGCUUUUCUGACCCACAGUCUAGUACUGAUAGGGUGGGAGACAUCCAUAUUAUGGAGGUGUCAAAUAACCUGGAACACAAAUCUGCUUUCAGUAUCUCAAAUUUUCUAAAUAAAAGCAGAGGUGGUGGUUUCGGUGCUAGUCAAAACAGUGAUGACAACAUUCCAAAUACCACCAGUGACUGCAGGAUGGACAGUGAUGCUUCUUAUCUCAUGAGUCCAGAGUCGGGGCCAGCUGGUGGCCAUUCAUCUGCCACCGUCUCUCAUGUUGAGAAUCCGUUUAGUGAGCCUGCAGAUUCUCAUUUUGUUAGACCAAUGCAGGACGUGAUGGGUCUCCCCUGCGUACAGACUUCUGGGUACCGGGCAGCGGAACAGUUUGGCAUGGAUUUUCCACGGUCGGGCUUGGGCUUGCACUCCCUGUCAAGGGCAAUGAUGAGCUCAGUCAGAGGUGGAGCUAGCAGCUUUCCUGGCUACCGCCGCAUAGCUCCCAAAAUGCCUGUGGUGACCUCUGUCAGGAGCUCCCAGCUGCAAGAUAACUCAUCCAGUUCCCAGCUGAUCAUGAACGGGACCACUUCUUUUGAAAACGGGCAUCCAUCACAACCUGGUCCACCACAGCUGACAAGGGCAUCUGCAGAUGUCCUUUCAAAAUGCAAGAAGGCCUUAUCUGAGCACAACGUCUUGGUUGUAGAAGGCGCACGCAAGUAUGCCUGCAAGAUCUGCUGCAAGACGUUUUUGACCUUGACAGACUGCAAGAAACACAUCCGUGUCCACACGGGAGAAAAGCCUUACGCCUGCCUGAAGUGUGGCAAGCGGUUCAGCCAGUCCAGCCACCUGUAUAAACACUCCAAGACAACCUGCCUGCGGUGGCAGAGCAGCAAUCUGCCUAGCACUUUGCUUUAACCUUCUCCACCCGGCACCUGAAGGAGAAUGCCAGUGCAGAUGUCUAGCUCCCUGAAGCACCACAGGAGCAUGAACACUAUUUUCUUCAAGGCUGCAGGCUCAGAGGCUGCUCUUGUUGGUCUGUGAACACUUACGUGUGAUGGUGCCACACACACAAAAGUCUUGGUUCUGUCAAUUGGGGAUAUUACUGUACCUACCUCACAGGGGUGUUGUGAGGCUUAAACAGCUGUAAGCGAAGAAGUUGGAGAUCCUCAGAAGUCGCAUUGUAGCUGUGUGAAGUGUUACUAUGAUGUACGUUCAGGCCUUGGGCUGAUGGGGAUACAAUCCCUAAAACUAAGCAGUUCCUUUGCAGGGCAGAGGGGUGAGAGCGUAGUUAUCUCAUGAAGUAGCACGUUUCAAAAAUGAGAAACUGAAGUGCAAAUUUCCUCUUUUUUUUUUUUUCUAAAGUAUUUUGUAAAAGUGAAAGCAUUUAAAUAAAUGACCUGUAAAACAAGUUGCUGCAUUAUGUAUGGACAGUAAUGCAAGAGCUGUUUACUGUAACUAACGCAGACUGCGUGUCUUUAAAAGAGAAAAACAACUUUGGGUGCACCUGUCUGACAUAAUCGUUUAAAAUAUGCUAAUUAUAAAAAUAGUUUUAGGGUUAUGAAUGUAUGUUUGGCUGUUUUGUAGUAAAGGACACUGUGUGAUGAAGGUGCUUAAGUUAAAUCUGAGACAAGUAACUUUUGGACUGCCAGAUGUAUAUAUACUUUGAAUACAGCAAGAUCUGGAUGUUUGACUGAUUUUUUUCUGUAGAAACUUGUAUUAAGUGAUAAGUGAAGUACUGUUUCUUGUUCGUGCUAUUCUUAGCAGUAUUUUAACCAAUUUGUAUCUCCUACGUUGAAAUUCUAUAUACACAGAAGUCUGAAAAGAGCUUGUCUUUGUCUGCUUUGGUUUUUUGAAAGAGAGAGAGAAUUUGUGAUGGCUUUUUUUACUGCAUAAGGUAGUCUCUUGCUGUUUCCAGAUGCUGAUAGUCAAUCUGAUCCCCAUUGUUGCAUAAGCAUAUUGUCCUUUUCUGACACUCUUAUCUUCAGGCUUUAAUUUCCUCCUCUGUUCACCUUACUUACUUUCCUUCACAACUAUGGAUUGUUCCUCAGAUCAAACCAGUCAGGAAUGAUCCUCAUUUGCCAUAUUUAUUUAUGUCUCUCUAUAAAAUGUAGUUGUCAAAUCCAGUCCUUCCACUUAAAGUAGUGUCAUAAAUGUACUUUUCCACAUAAAUUUAAAAAAUCUAGCAUAAAUUUAAUUUUUAAAAAUAGCACUGUACACUUUGUAUAGCAGAAAUUCAGUGAUAGUUAUUCUCCAAGUGAAUCAUGUAAAUCUUGUUUUAAUUUCCUUUUCUUUGAUACCAUUGUAACUAAUACAGUCUGCAGUCUCUUUUUCUUUGUUAAAGAUGCACAUGAACUAACUACUGGUGUUCAGCAUAUUAGGUUUCUAAAUAAAAUUUUGGAGCACUUCUGCUGAUAAAUGUUGCUCUGCCGUGUAGGAGCUGGGUCAGGGCUACAGCAUGUCCAUUCUGCUCAGGAGAGACAGAGGAUUUGCAUUUCCUGCUAUCUAAGUCACAGAGCAACAGCUUUCCGUUAAUAUAAAAAAAGUUUGCAAACCUUCCCCUCUUAUUUUAUUCUGUAUAGCAAAUGUAUCCUGUGUGAUGAUAUUCAGAAGUUUUUACGGAGUUUGUGCUACCAAACAGUUAGCCUUCUUAAACAUCUUGGACUUACAUUCUAAUAAACUGAAAAUUAAAAUACUAAUCCACAGACCUGUAGGUCAUUUAGCAGGAUGAACUAUCAAAACUGUUGAAGCACAGAAACCAAACAGUCAUUGUCAGACCAAAGGAAACAUGGAAAUCUUUCUGUACUUGGCUUUAUGUGAAACAGUAGUCUGCUAAUGAAGAAACAUGUCUUCAUCUCUAAUUACACUGCUUCACAUUAAAAAAAAAAAAAAAAAAAAAAAAAGCCAAAUGUCUGUCAACGUGUCAUUUGCACCUUGAGUAUCCAAGGUAAAUAGGAACGUGGAAACAUAGUGAAUGAUUGGAUUAAUUCCUUUAAAAUGUUAAGAUUUUGUUAUAGGAUUUAUUUAAUGAUCAUAUUUCCGGCUCUUGAUUUUAUAAGCAUUAAGGAAAUAUGUUGCAUUUUUUAAAGCAGUAGGAUAUGCCAUUUUUGUUUGAUAAUAAUUUUGAUAUCAGGGGACUAACAGCAUUGAGCUAUAUACUAAACAAUCUCACUGAAACAUCAAUAAAAUGCAGUAUUUUGUACUUUAAUAUUUUCUUGUGUUGCCUUAUUAGUAAUGUCCUGGUUGUUUCAUCUUCCUUGCAUUUCUAGUGUUUUUAAAAUAGGGGUUUUUUUACAUUUUCCAUCUGUUUCCUAUAGCACAUCUGAAUUCCUUGAAUUCUUAUGACGCAUAAGAAUAAAGCAUCUAUGUGAGGAGAUCAGAGUAAUUAAGAACUAAUAUGAGCAGAUAAACAUAUUUAACUGUACUUUUGAUCUGUUUUUAUAAAAAUUUUAAUGUCAUUGUGACAUAUCAAUCCUUGUGCAGGAGGACUUCUGUCUUCUUUGUUUAAGAAAAAAAUUGGAGCAUUUUUGGAAGUAGCAAAUUUAAAUUUAAUUAUCAUUGGCAUUUGGUGCACCUGGAGGAGCACACUGCAAACACAGGAGCCUGUGGUCAGCUUGUUGUUUUCCUAGUCUUCCAGUAUGAAGCAAUAUCUCAGAAUGGUAUAUCCACUUAGCUAUCCCCUACUGUAAAAUGAGAGUAUCUCAUCUCAAAGCCUGGUAACAUUGUCAAAAAACUUGUCACCCUGACUUUUGUUCAAAAUUUAACUUCACAAAUGCUACAGUGAGAUCUCAUGUGAAGAUGUCAGUGUGUUAAUAUUAUGAAACAUCUGAAAAUAAACCCUACAUUUUUGUGC
Aquila chrysaetos chrysaetos is the source of this 12067-nucleotide messenger RNA. It is a transcript of the gene ZBTB5, whose product is annotated as zinc finger and BTB domain containing 5. The transcript has 3 exons. Gene Ontology annotation, biological process: regulation of transcription by RNA polymerase II. NCBI's taxonomy places the organism in Eukaryota, Metazoa, Chordata, Aves, Accipitriformes, Accipitridae. Gene Ontology annotation, molecular function: RNA polymerase II cis-regulatory region sequence-specific DNA binding; protein binding; DNA-binding transcription factor activity, RNA polymerase II-specific. Gene Ontology annotation, cellular component: nucleus. The coding region runs from base 7108 to 9132 and encodes 674 amino acids. The record is from RefSeq and is a predicted model, not a curated record.